Molecule: messenger RNA, 3127 nt
Organism: Panicum hallii
Lineage: Eukaryota; Viridiplantae; Streptophyta; Magnoliopsida; Poales; Poaceae
Product: synaptonemal complex protein ZEP1-like
Exons: 20
Coding region: 209-2812 (867 amino acids)
Biological process (GO): reciprocal meiotic recombination
Source: RefSeq, a predicted model, not a curated record
CCAGCAGAUUGGCGGUCCACUCCAGACUCCACCCCUCAUCUUCUUCUUUGAAGUUUGAAUCGCUCACCUCUCUCUCUCUCUCCAUUUCCUGGCGGCGGUGACUGGGGCGAUCGGCGUCGUACUUCGCCAGGUCUUCGUCGGGCCCUUCGCCGGCGACGAGAACCCCCAGUCCUGUGCCUCAGGCGAAAUCUAGGGUUCCGGGGACAGGAUGCAGAAGCUCACGGGGCUUAGGAGCCUUGAGGGGUUCCGAUCCCUCGUUGGGUCCACCUCAACGGCCAUGAAGGCCGCGAACCCCAAGCCCUCGUCGGAUGCUGGAGGCAGUUCGUACGGGAGCUUCGCCAACCUUAAGAUCACAGCAGAGAAAUUGGUCAAGGAGCAGGCUUCAGUGAAGACUGAUCUGGAAAUGGCGCAUACCAAACUGAGAAGAGCAACAGAACAGAUAAAUCUUUUAGAGGGAAAACUUCAACAAGCUGUGAAUGAAAAUGCAAAGCUUAAGGUGAAGCAGAAUGAAGAUUCAAAGCUCUGGCAGGGUUUAGAUUCGAAAAUCUCCUCAACAAAGACCUUGUGUGAUCAAUUGACUGAAACUCUGCAGCAGCUAGCUAGUCAGACAGAACAAGCUGAGGAAGACAAGAAGUUUUUCGAGGAGAUGCUCGGGAGGAAUUCCAAAGCUCUGGAUGAAUUUAACUGCCUGUUGCAUGAUUUAUCAACAAAAUUGGAGUGUGCAGAACAAAAGAUCAUUGCAGGGAAACAGGAGAUGUUGCAGAUCAAACAAGAAAAAGAAGAAAUGGAGCGAAGUCACAAGGAACAACUGUAUUCAAAUGAUACUACGAUUAAGGAAAAAGAUUCCCUCAUCAAGCAGUUGGAGGGUUCAGUUGAUGAAAAUAAAUCCCGCUUGAUAUGUCUCAACUCCCGCUUGCAAUGCAUGGAGCAAGAGCUGAAGCAAAAGGAUGGUGUUUGCAUCAGCCUGAAAGAAAACCUUGCAAGCAGUGAAAGUGAAAAGAACAACUUGGAGCUUAGGAAUCAGGGCUGUAUUCUUGAAAUUGAAAAACUAUGCAAGGACAACAAGGAUCUUAACGAAUUGCUUAGUGGCUUCAUGGCUAAAGUAACUGAGCUAGAUAAAGAGCAUGCCUCUAUGUCAAGUCAUGUGUCUAGGCUGCUUUGUUCAUUUGAAAGGUUCUAUGAAAUGGCCCAAGAGGAGAAAAUGCUAAUAGCAAGAUCUUCUAAGGACAAAUUUGAACAUCUCCAAAGGCAAUAUGUAGAUUUGUCAUCAGAAAACAAUGCUCUCAAGAUUGAAAUCGAAGAACUGAAGUCCAGAAUCAUAGAAUUGCAGAAAACUCAAGAAAUUGUUAUGGUUCAACAUGUUGAAGAAUGCCAAGUGGCUGAAGAUAAAAUCAGAAGAUUAGAGUCUGAAGCUGAAACUUCUGCCUCCAACAUCAGUCUGUUAGAAACGUUAGCUUCUGAACUUCAAGGUAGAGUUCAAAAGUUACUGGAAGAUUCUACCCUUGCUGAAAAUCACAAGCAAGAGUUGCUUGAAAAGAUUUUGAAGCUAGAAUCAGAUAAUCAGGAGCUUCAAGGCCAACUGCAGUCAAUUAUGGAAGAGAAAUCUAACAAUGAUGAAUCUCUCCAAGGAGAGAUAUCUAAGCGUGACCAGCAGGUUGACACACUUGAGAAUCAGAUCAACCAGCUCCGCUGCGUUCUGAAUGAGAAGGAGCAACUUUAUACUUGUUCUGUAGAGAGAGAGAAGACUUUGGAGGACCAGAAAUUACAGGUCGAAGCAUCACUUGCUGCAACAGAAUGCCAACUUAAUGAGGCAAAAAAACAGUAUGAUCUCAUGCUUGAAGGUAAACAGAUAGAGCUAUCCAAGCACUUGAAAGAGCUAUCUCUCAAAAAUGACCAGGCGAUCAAUGAAAUUCGUAAGAAGUAUGAACUUGAAAAGAUAGAAAUCACUAAUGCUGAAAAAGAAAAGGCAGAGAAGCUCGUAAGGGAAAUGGAAAACAAAUGUAAUGAAAAGCUAUCAGAGAACAAGCAAGAUUCCGAGAGGUAUUUGAUGCGUCUUAAGGAGGAACAUGGCGCAAUGGUGGCAAGAAUUCAGCAGGAUAAUGAGCAUAAAGAGUCAACUCUCCGGGCUUAUCACAAAGAAGAACUGCAGCGAAUUCAGUCUCAGGCUGAGAAUGAGCUGAGGGAGAGGCUGUCAUUGCUCAGAAAAGAGCAUGAACUUCAAAUAAAAUCACUAAGGAUGCAGCAUGAGGAAGAAUGCCAGAGGAUGCAGGAAGAACUGGAGCUUCAGAAGUCAAAGGAGGAGAAGCAAAGAACAUUAUUACAGUUACAGUGGAAAGUAAUGGGAGAAAAUCAACAAGUCGAUCAAGAAGUGAACUCUAAGAAGGAAUAUUCUGUUUCAUCGAUAAAGAGAAGAGAUCCAUAUGGAAGAAAAGAACAUGAGCUCCAGUUGGGAAGUCCUGAGACCAAACGGAAGGAUGUAAACUUAUCUGGGAUUCUACAAUCACCAAUUUCAAACAUGUUGAGAAAGGUAGAGAAAGGGUCUCAGGAUAUUCCUAAACACAGAAAGGUAACACACCAUGAAUAUGAAGUUGAGACAGCAAAUGGAAGAAUCACAAAGCGCAGAAAAACUAGGAGCACCGUCAUGAUUAGUGAACCGAACACUCAGAAGUCAUUGCAAAAUACUGCUGACAAGGAUGUUACAAAAAUACGAAAGGUUCCCACGGGAUCCCAUGCCCAUCCCGCAAACAUUGGCGAAUUAUUUUCUGAAGGCUCCUUGAAUCCAUAUGCUGACGACCCUUAUGCUUUUGACUAGAAGCUCACACCUGGAGAUACGAUCUUUACACGCACGAUGAUGAAAUCUUGAACACAAAAUCGCCUCCAUCAUGUUGAAUCAACGAUCCUGUGGUUUUCCCCUGGUCUUGGCAUCUGACCACCUAUUGUCGUAAGACUGAUUUUAGCUUGAUCUAUCUGGAACAUUGCUACUACAAUAAACAUCACAAUUGCGUGGCAUGUAGGUGUGGAUUUGUAAAUGAACCUAACAUGUGACGAACUUUGGACCAAUUGAAUAUCUUAGCAUCCACAUAUGUACCUUCCCUUCUAUAAAGUUUCUGGACGUGCCAGCGUGCGA